AUGACUUUCUACCGGGGGAAAGACUAUUGGGAAGAAGUUACCUAUGACUCUGGCAACUCCAGAGAUAAACUCAGUCAUCCGACCACAAGCAGACCAAAAGCCACAGGGAGGCAGCCUCCAGCCCAGUCCCUCACAUCUUCAUCGCUUUCAAGCCCUGAUAUCUUCAAUUCCCCAAGUCCCAAAGAGGAUAAGGAGGAACACAUCCCACUUGCGCACAAAGGAGUGGAUGCACCAAAGAAAACUUCCAAGACUGUUACCAUAACCCAAGUGUCUGAAAACAAAGCAUCCCUGCUGCCCAAGCUGGGGACCAUGGCAGCAGCUAUUGGUAGGCCAGCCCCUCUGUCCUUGGCAGCGCCAUCCCCACCGUCAUCCGGUUUGGGAACAGCUGGACACAGAGCCAACUCCCCUUCUCUGUUCAGCAUGGAAGGAAAAUUAAAGAUGGAGCCUGCCGCCAGCAGCCAGGUGGCCAUGGAGGAGCUAAGGACACAGGUCCGCGUGGGGAAGAGCAUCAUCGAGAACAUGAAGGACCAGCAGAAACGAGAUAUUAAACAGUUAUUGUCUGAGUUGGAUAAAGAGAAGAAAAUCCGGCUUCGGUUGCAGAUGGAAGUAAAUGACCAAAAGAAAGCUCUACAAUCAAAAUCAAUACUUAAUUAA
Messenger RNA from Cebus imitator (Panamanian white-faced capuchin), 654 nucleotides. Its product is annotated as SH3 domain-containing kinase-binding protein 1-like. The record is from RefSeq and is a predicted model, not a curated record. The transcript is spliced from 2 exons. Lineage: Eukaryota; Metazoa; Chordata; Mammalia; Primates; Cebidae. Bases 1 to 654 code for a protein of 217 amino acids.